Molecule: messenger RNA, 1846 nt
Organism: Contarinia nasturtii (swede midge)
Lineage: Eukaryota; Metazoa; Arthropoda; Insecta; Diptera; Cecidomyiidae
Gene: Sou
Product: E3 ubiquitin-protein ligase RMND5A
Exons: 6
Coding region: 372-1556 (394 amino acids)
Biological process (GO): proteasome-mediated ubiquitin-dependent protein catabolic process
Cellular component (GO): GID complex; nucleus; cytoplasm
Molecular function (GO): protein binding; ubiquitin protein ligase activity
Source: RefSeq, a predicted model, not a curated record
CAUUGAUAGCACAUAUUCAACACAAUUACGAAGUAUUCACAAAGUAAUACAAACAAUAAACCUUGAUGAAGCGAAAUUCAGAAUAGAGUUAGACACAAACAACAAAGUUUUUGACGAAACACAUCUAUGUGCAUGUGUACAAGUGUGUUAAAGGUGCAUUUUUGUAAUCUAGAAAAUAGAGCAUUUAAUCGGAAAAGAUUUUGAUUUUGGGUGAUUCGUGUUUUAUUUUUUCUUCUCUUCAUCUGUGACAAUUGGCAGUCAGUUGGCCAUUUCGAUCGGACGAAUCGAAACCGUGUAACGGAAUUAAAAGAAAGAAUUAAUAAAGAAACGAAGAGAAGACGAGAUUUUUCAUUCGCAUAAACAAUUGCACAAUGGAUGCUUGCGAAGCUGUUGAAAAGGAAUUGCAGCGUGUCAUAUCCAAGUUCAAUGGAGUGCAUGAAAAUGCUAAACGAAUGCUUGGAGAUGUUGCGAAAAAUUUCGAUGACUUUAAAUCAUCAAUUGCUGAAGUUCCUGCCGAAGAGAAAUUGACCACCGAACAAAUAAAUAUUUUGCGCGAAACGUUAACAAAAACAAAAGAGAAAUUGCAGCGUUUGACGACCGAUCACCGUGAUUUACAUGGUGCGGUUAGUAAAAUCGGGAAAACCAUUGAGCGCAAUUUUGUAUCUGAUUUUUCUACAAUAACACGCAAUGAUGUGCUCGUCGAAGAGCAAAAUAUUCAAUUGCUGAAUAAAGUAAUAGCUCAGCAUUUACAACGAAAUAAUUUGGACGAUGUAGCCGCAACACUUAUCAAUGAAUCGAAACUGCCAGCCGAAGAAAUUGUGUCGGAUCCAUUUUCAAAUUUACAUCGCAUUUGGGAGGCGAUAUAUCGUGGAGAUUUAACCGAAGCAUUGGAAUGGGCCAGCGAACAUUCGGCCAAAUUAGAAGCGCGCAAUAGCUCAUUGGAAUUCAAACUUCAUCGAAUUGCUUUUUUGCAAAAACUAGACGCAGAAAAUGGCGGUGGUUCGCCAAUCGAAGCCAUUGCAUAUGCUCGCAAACACUUUUCUAAAUUUGUCGAUAAAUUUGAAAAAGAAAUUCAAUUACUAAUGGGCACUUUGAUGUAUAUUCCCGUCGGAUUGGAAAAUUCACCUUAUCGUGGUCUUUGCGGUCCAAAUCUAAUGGUUGAGGCGGCUGAUACAUUUUUAAAAGACGCCUGUAGCAUUUUGGGAAUAACCAAAGACUCACCAUUAACAGUGGUCACAAACACCGGUUGCACUGCACUGCCAGCUCUAUUAAAUUUAAAACAAGUUAUGUUGUCGCGUCAAGUGCUUGGCAUGUGGAACGGACGAGACGAACUUCCAAUUGAAAUCGAUUUGGAUUCUGAACAUCGUUAUCAUUCGAUAUUCGCAUGUCCAAUUUUACGUCAACAAAGUACAGAGGAGAAUCCACCCAUGAAAUUGGUUUGCGGUCAUGUAAUAUCUCGUGAUGCUCUAGACAAAUUGUGCAGUGGCCCAACAUUGAAAUGUCCUUAUUGCCCAGUUGACCAAAGUCCAAAUGACGCAAAAUUGAUAUACUUCUAGAAGACAUAGAGAAAUAGUCUUUAAAUUCAUUUAAAUUUGGAAGCCACGACGAAAAUUGUUCUAACGAAUUUGACUUAAUCGUGAAAUUGGAUUUUUAACAGCUUCUUAAAACGAAAUUUAUUAUUAUAUCAUUGUUUAUGUACGAUACAUAAAGUCUUUUUUUAUGUUUAAACAUUAUUAAAACAGAAUACAUGAGUUCGCACCCAAAAUAAUGUAUUCUGUGCAAAGGGAAAUUUAUUAAGCAAAAAAAUCAACAUAUUAAAAUCAAAUAAAUAUAAGAUGAUUUAAAA